This is a messenger RNA of Volvox carteri f. nagariensis, 1674 nucleotides long. RefSeq lists its product as uncharacterized. The coding region runs from base 1 to 1674 and encodes 557 amino acids. NCBI's taxonomy places the organism in Eukaryota, Viridiplantae, Chlorophyta, Chlorophyceae, Chlamydomonadales, Volvocaceae. The record is from RefSeq and is a predicted model, not a curated record. The transcript is spliced from 7 exons.
AUGCCCGCGGAUAUGGACCCAAGCUCGGUUCACCUGGCGGUGGAGAUGCUGGAACGGCUAUACGACGUGCCACUGGUCGCGCCCCGCGUCUGCCUUAGAGCAGCUCGGCUGCGCCGCCACCUCGGCGCCGCGACCGCUGACCGCGGAGGUUCUCAGCAGCUGCAGGCAGCAGGCGGACUCAACACAGCAGCCCUGGAGCCGGUGCCACAUCCCUUGCAGCAGCAGCAGCAGCAGCAGGAGGAGGAGGAGGAGGAAAAGUUGCAGCAGUACCAGCAGCCGAGGCAGGGAGUAUCAGGUCCAGACACGCAAGUCAUGUGGGACGGGUCAAGUAGGGAGGAGGAUGCACUGGAUGUGGAGGCAGAGGACAACGAGGCAGGAGGAGGUCCUAGCCGCAGGGAAGUGGAGGGGGAGGGGGAGGGGGAGGGGGAGGGAGAAAUAUCGUCGCCAUCAUCGUCAUCGUCAUCGUCAUCGUCGCCAGGGCGGAUUGUGACCACCGACCCACGGGACUUCCCCUCACUGCCACCUCACCGCCUGGCAACCCUCUUGCUGGACUGCGCGUCCAAUAAGGUGCCACUGCGCGUCUCUGUCGUACAGCACAACGAGCGCCCCUCACAACCGGCUGCAGAUGCCGCCGCAGUGGUACCGGCCCCUGGGGCGCUGGGAACGAGGCCAGCAAUCCGCCGCAUCAAUCGCACCAGCAGUAGCACCAGCAGUAGCAUCACCGAGCCCGGUGAGGGCUCGGCCGAUGGCACACUGAGGAUAGCGUCUCUUGAUCCGGCCCGGCUCGUCCAGCUGGUAGAUCUGCUCGUCAAAUUGGACGUACGGCCACCGGCGGGCUGGUUGGACAGCUUUCUAGAAUGCUCGUCCCGGGUGGUCUCAAGGCUGCACGGCACGGACCUCGUACGUCUGCUGGACCUUCUGGUGGCACUGGCAACAGCGCCGGCGGCGGCAUGGUGGGAUGCCGUACUUGAUACCUGGCCACCGGCGGGGCGCUCCCGUCUGCCGACUGCAUUGUCGAAAGGGGGGGAUGCCGUACAGCAGCCAUCAUCCAUUGAGGUUAGGUGCGCCAUCAUGUACGGCAUUCUAAGGCUGGGCUCGCUACGGCCGGCUGGUGCGCUACUGCCAGCGCGCCUUCGUAGCUGGGCCUUGGCGACAAUGUACGACAUUGCUCGGGCGGUGCUGGUUUCGGGGCAGCUUGCCGCUGCUGUGACUGCGCUGGAUGGCGGGGCUGACGGCGUUUCAGCUGCAGGGACUGUACGGCUCAGCGCGUCGGCGGUUUCCCCGGAUGCACCAUCACCUCCUCCACCUCCACCCCAUGCAAUCGCCCAGGCCUUGGCCUCCCUACCCGCGGUCCUACCCCAGAGCUCGCGGUGGGCCUCUACCCCCUCAGAAGGCGGGUGUGGUGUGCUGGCGGUGCUGGUGGCCGCGCUGGAGCCCCAGCUGCAGCAGCUGGGCCCCGAGCUGCUGGUGGAACUCUUAAGAGGUCUGGCCGCCUCCCGGCUCCACCCGGGUCCCCGCUUCCUACUGCUGCACGCCAUGGUACUCAAGGGCCGGGCUGCACAGCGAGAGCUCUCACCAUUGCAACUGCUGACGGCGGCCAAGUGCUAUACCAAGCUGGGCCUGGCUGUCCGAGGUAGUGACAGGGUAUCAGUAGCUGGUGGGGACCGCGUGUGA